Messenger RNA from Dichotomopilus funicola, 414 nucleotides. RefSeq names its product HIT family protein 1. The coding region runs from base 1 to 414 and encodes 137 amino acids. The record is from RefSeq and is a predicted model, not a curated record. Gene Ontology annotation, molecular function: catalytic activity. The transcript is spliced from 7 exons. Gene Ontology annotation, biological process: nucleotide metabolic process. NCBI's taxonomy places the organism in Eukaryota, Fungi, Ascomycota, Sordariomycetes, Sordariales, Chaetomiaceae.
AUGGCGGGUAAAAUGGCCGCAUGCAUCUUUUGCAAGAUCAUUAAGGGUGAAAUCCCUAGCUUCAAGCUCGUGGAAACCGAUAAGACCCUCGCCUUCCUUGAUAUCAAUCCGCUCAGCCGGGGACAUGCUCUCAUCAUCCCCAAGUUCCACGGCGCGAAGCUCGCCGACAUUCCCGACGAGCAUCUGGCCGACAUUUUGCCCAUCGCUAAGAAGCUGGUGAAAGCCACUGGCGCCGAAGAAUACAACAUUCUCCAAAACAACGGGCGCGGCGCACACCAGCUGGUAGACCACGUUCACUUCCACGUGAUUCCGAAGCCGAAUGAAAAAGAGGGUCUUGGAAUCAGCUGGCCGCAGCAACCGACGGAUAUGGACAAGCUUAAGGCGUUGUUUGAGGACCUCAAAUCUAAGGUGUAA